UGCGUACUAGCGUCCUCGAGCUACGGCCAAUCUAGCCCCCUUGUGGGCUUGCCCCUCCUACGCCGUGCCUUGCUACACACCGUUCUUCACGGUGUCAGCAGGUAUGCAAUUUCUUGGCUCCCUUAGGUCUCUUACAGGGCGUAGCUCUUCGCUGUCACCCAAUAUAAAAGCUCGAGGACUGCUCUCAAAAGUUCAACGAGUUCAACGACUCAAUCACCGCCUCGAUACUUCCACGUCUUACGCUCUCCUCCAUCGCAAAUAUGAAGACCUCUGCCAUCCUCGUUGCGCUCGCCGCGUCUAUGUCUGCAUCCGCGUACACGAUCACUUUCAAGAACCAGUGCAGUUACGCUGUUUGGCCCGCCGUCGGCAAGGCCCCCAAUGGCCAGGUCGACAACUCGGUCAGGUUCGGUGCGAAGCUCAACCCCGGCCAGAGCGUUUCCUGGAAUAUCGACGGCCACCAGCUCGGCAUUCGCGGCUGGGGACGUACGGGCUGCGAUUCUAACGGCGCUAACUGCAAGACUGGUGCUUGCAACGGCGGACUGGUCUGCAACGACGCGGGCAUUACCGCCCACGCAAUUUACUCAGAGUACGGCUACGGCAACGCCGGCCAGUGGGGCGGCGAGCGCACGUAUUGGAACCUCUCGUUCGUUGGCGGCAACGUCAACAUCCCAGCUCGUCUGUCAGCGACUGACGGCCAGUCUGUUACUUGCACGUCGAACUCGUGCCCGACCGACCAGGCCUAUCACCAGGAUAGCGACCACCAAGCAGUGCGCAACUCGCCCCUCUCGGCGAGCUACACGCAUACCUUCUGCCCCUAAGUCUGCGAAGAUAAUGUGAGCACAUGAAGGGGUUCAAGUGUACCAACUGGGGGAUUCGGAAUGCGUGGUAUUUAUCCAGUAUUAUUAUCAACGGUGCUGUAGUAGACAUAUCAUUGGUCAUUCACCUACUACCAGACGUCUUGCAAGAGCCAGAGGCUCAGACGACA
Molecule: messenger RNA, 985 nt
Organism: Schizophyllum commune H4-8
Lineage: Eukaryota; Fungi; Basidiomycota; Agaricomycetes; Agaricales; Schizophyllaceae
Product: Osmotin, thaumatin-like protein
Exons: 4
Coding region: 261-818 (185 amino acids)
Biological process (GO): defense response
Cellular component (GO): extracellular region
Source: RefSeq, a predicted model, not a curated record